AUGGACGAGGCGGGCUGCGGCUCGUGGGACGUGGCCUCCAUGCGCGAGGAGGACUUCGAGAAGCACGCCGUCUACCUGGUGCCCGACGCCCACACCGAGCCGGGCUGCCCAGACCGGGCAGAGGCCUCGCUGCCACGCAACCUCACGCUGCGGCAGUCCCAAGCGCUCAGCGAUGUGCAGGGCGUGUGGAGCACGGGCUACAUCCCCACGGGCACCAGGUUCGGCCCGCUGGUGGGCGAGGUGUAUGCCCGAGACGCAGUGCCCAGCGCCGCCAACAGGAAGUACUUCUGGCGGGUGAAAAACAUUGAAAAUUUUGGGCUUAUUAUUAAAAAAAAAGUUCGCUUUGCUGGUUCUGACGCAUGUGUUCGAACUUUUGGUUCUCAGGUGUACAAGGAUAACGAACUGUAUUAUUACAUGGAUGGUUACGACACGAAGAAGUCCAACUGGAUGCGCUAUGUGAAUCCAGCUUACUCCUCCGAGUCUCAGAACCUAAUCGCAUGCCAGUACAAGAUGAACAUCUACUUUUACACAAUAAAACCAAUACUGCCAAAUCAGGAACUUUUGGUGUGGUACUGCCGGGAGUUCGCGGAAAGGCUAAAUUAUCCCCUCACUGGUGAACUGAUGCUACAGAGGAUAAGGCAACAAGUUCAGCAGUCAAGUGCAGUAACGGAAACACCAAGUGAAUCCCCACACAAAGACUUGUGCCACCAAGCUUACGAAGCUCGGUCCACUCAGUUGACUCCUACCGACGGCUCAGUCAGGUCUGACGAAGGCUACCACAGCAAUGGCUACCACGACGAUGUUUUCACGCCGCUUGAAGAUAGCAGUGAUUCUGACAGUGACAACAACUACGUUCUCGACUUCAGUUUUUGCAGCAAGAAGCCGCCAGCAAAUUUAAGCUGUCUGGCAGCCGAACCGUUGGAGGUCCAGAAAAACGAGUACAGGAAAGUGAAAAUCAAAAUAACCAAGGCGUACCACUACAAAAACAAGCGCGAAUGCGCGGAAGACGCCGACCCGAAGAUCGUCGCUCCGGCGAGUUCGUCCGAGCCGCCGUCGACGUCGCUGCCGCUGCAGUCGCCCAACAGCACGACCGUGAUCGUGAUCGACUCGCCCGCCUCCCCCCCGCCUCCUCCCGCCGCCGCUCAGACGCACAAACACUUCUACGAGAGCGAGGCGGUCGCCAGCCAGAGAGUCGCCGGCAUGCACCUGCUGCCGACCACCAACAUCCUGGAGAACAUCCUGACGAGGAGUCGCACGGACACCAACAACAACAGCGACGGCAACCAGGAGGCGCCGAAGGCUGCCAGUCCGCCGCCCUCCUCCCCCACGGAGAUGGCAUACUCGUACAAGAAGUCGCACAGGUACCACGUGGUGCCGUGCAGUCCGGACUCCAGCUCCGGCGCCCCGCUGCUGCCACAGCCGCCGCCCCCGCCGCCCCCGCAGCCCCCGCAGCCGCCCCCCAGCUCCCACCUGAUGCUCCCGCUGCUGCUGGGCGGCCGCCAGCCCCACAGCCCGCCCCCGCCGUCCCCGCCGCCCGCCGCGUACCACGGGCCCUUCCACCCGCCGGACCUGGCCUACCCCGCCUACCCGUACGGCUACCCCGCGCACUCGCCCGGCGAGUCGCUCGCGCCCUACCACGGCGCCCCGCACUCGCCGGGCGAGUCGCUGUCUCCCGACGCCGGCUCCAGCCCCAGCAGCCCGGGCGCGCCCGGCUCGCGCGGCUACCGCUCGCUGCCCUACCCGCUCAAGAAGAAGGACGGCAAGAUGCACUACGAGUGCAACGUGUGCUGCAAGACGUUCGGCCAGCUGUCCAACCUCAAGGUGCACCUGCGCACGCACUCGGGCGAGCGGCCCUUCAAGUGCGGCGUCUGCACCAAGAGCUUCACGCAGCUGGCGCACCUGCAGAAGCACCACCUGGUGCACACAGGCGAGAAGCCCCACCAGUGCGACAUCUGCAAGAAGCGCUUCAGCUCCACUUCCAACCUGAAGACGCACCUGAGGCUGCACUCGGGCCAGAAGCCGUACGCGUGCGACCUGUGCCCGGCCAAGUUCACGCAGUUCGUGCACCUCAAGCUGCACAAGCGACUGCACACGAACGAGCGGCCCUACACCUGCCAGGGCUGCAGCAAGAAGUACAUCAGCGCGAGUGGACUCAGGACACAUUGGAAGACGACCAGUUGCCGUCCAAACAACAUAGAGGAGGAGUUGGCUCUUGCAGCUGCGGCGGCGGCCAGGUCACCCCCGGGAUAUUACGAAUACACGGGACUCGAUUUUAGCAUGGGUGAGUCGCCGGUACACGAGCGUAGUCUGUGA
Molecule: messenger RNA, 2313 nt
Organism: Bacillus rossius redtenbacheri
Lineage: Eukaryota; Metazoa; Arthropoda; Insecta; Phasmatodea; Bacillidae
Gene: Blimp-1
Product: PR domain zinc finger protein 1
Exons: 9
Coding region: 1-2313 (770 amino acids)
Biological process (GO): cell fate commitment; regulation of transcription by RNA polymerase II
Cellular component (GO): cytoplasm; nucleus
Molecular function (GO): RNA polymerase II cis-regulatory region sequence-specific DNA binding; protein binding; DNA-binding transcription repressor activity, RNA polymerase II-specific
Source: RefSeq, a predicted model, not a curated record